AGAAGAAGAAGAAGAAGCGAAAACAUGGGCAAAGAAAGUGAGCUUUGGGACGACUCUGCCCUUAUCGACGCCUUCGACAACGCCAUGUCCAAAUACAAGAACAUGCAUGGAAAGAAAAGAGCCAACGUCUCUGUCUCUGUCUCUGUUCAUCAAAGCUGUGACGAGGCAAUCAAACCCAGGGAUGCAGGAGAAAACAGCAAUGCCAGAGUAAUUACUGGAACAGAAACAGAGGGGGCUAAGGAUCUUGAACCGGUUAAAGACAAUCAUACUGUUAAGUUACAGAUCCGGAACCUUACAUAGGUCUGCCAAUGCAAGAUAAGCAAGAUGGGAAUAAUGGCAAUUUGGAUUCGCAACGCGUGCAAGACUAUAACCAGUUAAUAGGCCGAUAUUACGAGAUUGAAGAGAAGAGGCAGACUAUUCUGCAGCAGCUUCAGCAAUAUGGUAAUUGGGAUUACCAAUAUUCAGCUGAGGGUUCUAGCACAGGUGCACAAUGUGGUACCUCCUGUGUUUCUCUAGAAUACCCCAUUCUUACAAGUCAAGCUUCACAGUCCACCGGCAUCUGUUCUUGUUGCCCAUAUGUAUGUCAAACUUUGGGGACUCCAUGCACAUCAUAUCCUUGCUGUUCUUUAGAUGGGACAUCUGUUGUUAAAACAAUCACCGAUCGAAAUGGUUCAACAAGUCAUGGAAACUCACCUAAGAUCAUAAACUCUGACAUUGUUCAAACGGCUAUGGAUGCUGCAGAAAGAUCCUCUUUGGCGACAAAUGCUCCUAUUAAUCCAAAUGUAAAUGAAGAGAACAAGGAGAAGAAAGAUGGUGAAGAGGAAAUGAAUCAUCGUCUUUGUGAAACCAAUCUCAGUGUACUUUUGAAUGCCUGGUAUUCUGCGGGCUUCUACACAGGAAAGUACCUUGUUGAGCGGAGUAUUGCCCAGAAAAAGCAGUGAUAUGCAUCCUUUUUAUGCAAUGCGGGAGUGAGUUGUUACAGGGCGAGAGGUUCCUAAUAUUGGGUCUGGUGAGAGAGGAAUGUACGAAUGUAUGGCCAAUAUACGAAAUCCGGACAACAUGCUUAGAUUUCGGAUAUUCGAACAAAUUCAGAAGUUAUCUGAUUACGAUUACAGCUGCAAGGUUUAAGGAACAUUGCUGCUUAUGAUCUUGGUACUUUGUAUAGACUUCGGAUUGUACUGUAUA
Molecule: messenger RNA, 1185 nt
Organism: Hibiscus syriacus
Lineage: Eukaryota; Viridiplantae; Streptophyta; Magnoliopsida; Malvales; Malvaceae
Exons: 6
Coding region: 309-941 (210 amino acids)
Source: RefSeq, a predicted model, not a curated record